AUGGGAAACAAUAAGGUUGGGAAGUGGGUUGCCAGAAGUACCCCCGGAGAGAUUCAAAAUGCCGAAAAACGGGCCGUGUUCCUCACUAUCCACGACAUCGGAUGCAACCAUACUUCGUUCCACGAUUUCGUCGAACAUCCAGCCAUGAACGAGAUCAAGGCAAGGUCGAUCUUCAUUCAUAUCGACGUUCCGGGUCAAGAGGACAACUCGCCGGAUUUACCCGAUGGGUUUGUCUUUCCAACAUUGCAAGUCCUAGCUGAGGAUCUGGUGACUGUCUUGGACUUCCUUCACUUGAAAUAUGCUGUCCUGAUUGGAGAAGGAGCGGGGGCCAACGUCGCCACUAGGUUCGCCAUGGCAUAUCCUGCUCGCACUUUGGGUGUCAUUUUGAUCCAUCCGACGUCGACCGUCGCUGGCAUCAUGGAGAACGUCAAGGACAAGAUAAGAAUGAAGUUCUUUGGGAUUGGGAGCGUAAGAAACCAAACCCCGAAUGUUUUCGAUGGAAAUCCCGACAGAACCUACAAAGAUUUUCCCACGAGAAGCCAGCUAUGCUAUUUCUUGAAGUUUGACACGGAGUUUGUCUUUCCAACAUUGCAAGUCCUAGCUGAGGAUCUGGUGACUGUCUUGGACUUCCUUCACUUGAAAUAUGCUGUCCUGAUUGGUGAAGGAGCGGGGGCCAACGUCGCCACUAGGUUCGCCAUGGCAUAUCCUGCUCGCACUUUGGGUGUCAUUUUGAUCCAUCCGACGUCGACCGUCGCUGGCAUCAUGGAGAACGUCAAGGACAAGCAAGUGGAGCAAGCUGAGAACAAGGCCCGAGUGAUCGAAGAGUUCCAGCAGAAAUUGCGCUCUUCGAUAAAUACCAAGAACUUGAGGCGAACGGACGUGUCUCAUUCGCUGAAGGAGAAGCUGGAGGCAGACGCUCUGCUGAUCACAGGUGCCAAGUCUUCGUACAAACACAGCGUGAGCACGAUGUUGAGCAACAUGAAUCCAGCCAAGAGCCAGAUGAUCCAAAUUGAAGGCGUUGGGGAUGCUUUGAACGAAGCUCCAGAGAAGGUUUCGCAGAGUUUGCUGCUGUUCGCGAAAGGCCUGGGUCUGCUGUCCUCGGUGACGAUGGUUGGCGUGGAGCGCCAGCGAACUUUCAGCUCUGGCAGCAACGCGUCGGACGACGGGAACCCUGCUUGCAUCCCUCGUCGCAACCGGUCCAUGUCCAUGGAAGAAUACGAUCGUCCGAACCUCAAACGACUCACUUCCCGCGAGGGACCCCCAAGAAUUGACAGGACAACGACUCGCCUGGACGUUAUCAUCAUCAUUGUUCAUCAACUUCAUCAUCGACACCCGUCGGACAUGGAGCUGAAGUCGACGCAAGCCGUGGCCCGAACUGCCGUGGCUCUUUGA
This is a messenger RNA of Notodromas monacha, 1392 nucleotides long. NCBI's taxonomy places the organism in Eukaryota, Metazoa, Arthropoda, Ostracoda, Podocopida, Cyprididae. The record is from the annotation of a GenBank genome assembly.